CACUCGGCACAGGGGGCGGGUUUCCCUGCGGGCCCGAGUCGCCGCGGGGCGCCGCCGGCUAAGUGCGCGCCACUGUCCCCACGGCCCGCGAGUGGCGCUGCCAGGAGGCUGUGCUCUGCGGCGCAGCCCGCAGCCUCGCUACCCCCACGCUGCGAGCGAGCGAGCUAGCGAGAGAGCGACGAUGCACCCCGGUGACAGCGCCCUGAGCCUCCGCCCGGCCUCGGGGCAGCUGCACUGAGCCUUGCGCGCGGGGCCCGGUCCUCCGCGCUUCCCCGCGCUCCCCCGCGUUCGCAGUGUCCCCCACGCCCGCCGCUGCCGCGGCCGCCGCGCCUGGGCCAUGGGGCUGCCCACUCUGGAGUUCAGCGACUCGUACUUGGACAGCCCGGAUUUCAGGGAGAGACUUCAGUGUCACGAGAUCGAGCUGGAGAGAACCAACAAGUUCAUCAAAGAGCUGCUGAAGGAUGGCUCUCUGCUCAUCGGGGCGCUGAGGAAUCUAUCCAUGGCUGUACAGAAGUUUUCCCAGUCUCUGCAAGACUUCCAGUUUGAAUGUAUUGGAGAUGCUGAAACUGAUGACGAAAUCAGUAUUGCUCAGUCGCUGAAAGAAUUCGCGAGGCUGCUUAUUGCCGUAGAAGAGGAAAGGCGUAGGCUGAUUCAAAAUGCUAAUGAUGUAUUAAUUGCACCCCUUGAGAAAUUUCGAAAAGAGCAGAUCGGCGCAGCUAAAGAUGGAAAGAAGAAGUUUGACAAGGAGAGUGAAAAAUACUAUUCUAUUCUGGAAAAGCAUUUAAAUUUGUCAGCAAAGAAAAAGGAGUCUCAUUUGCAAGAGGCAGAUUCACAGAUUGGCCGAGAACAUCAGAACUUCUAUGAAGCUUCAUUAGAAUAUGUCUUUAAAAUCCAAGAGGUCCAAGAGAAGAAGAAGUUUGAGUUUGUGGAACCACUUUUGUCCUUCCUUCAGGGUUUAUUUACAUUUUACCACGAGGGAUAUGAACUUGCCCAGGAAUUUGCACCGUAUAAGCAACAGCUGCAGUUCAACUUGCAGAAUACAAGGAAUAACUUUGAAAGUACUCGACAAGAGGUAGAGAGACUGAUGCAGAGGAUGAAAUCUGCUAACCAGGACUAUAGACCACCCAGCCAGUGGACCAUGGAGGGCUACCUUUACGUCCAGGAGAAACGACCCUUGGGUUUCACGUGGAUUAAACACUACUGCACUUAUGACAAAGGGAGCAAAAUGUUCACAAUGAGCGUCUCAGAAGUGAAAGCCAGUGGGAAGAUGAAUGGCCUCGUUACUGGCUCACCCGAAAUGUUUAAAUUAAAGUCAUGUAUCCGACGAAAGACGGACUCAAUUGACAAACGCUUCUGCUUUGACAUAGAAGUGGUCGAAAGGCAUGGCAUCAUUACGCUACAGGCAUUCUCUGAAGCUAACCGGAAGCUCUGGCUGGAGGCCAUGGAUGGAAAAGAGCCGAUUUACACGCUGCCUGCCAUAAUUAGCAAGAAAGAAGAAAUGUACUUAAAUGAAGCAGGGUUCAACUUCGUGAGAAAAUGCAUUCAAGCUGUGGAAACAAGAGGUAUCACCAUUUUAGGCCUGUACCGAAUAGGAGGUGUGAACUCCAAGGUCCAAAAACUUAUGAACACCACAUUUUCUCCCAAGUCCCCUCCUGAUAUGGACAUUGAUAUUGAGCUGUGGGACAAUAAGACUAUAACGAGUGGGCUGAAAAACUACCUCAGGUGCCUUGCAGAGCCCCUGAUGACUUACAAAUUGCACAAGGAUUUCAUCAUUGCUGUCAAGUCAGAUGACCAAAACUACAGAGUGGAGGCCGUCCAUGCACUGGUGCACAAAUUGCCGGAGAAAAACAGAGAGAUGCUGGACAUCUUGAUAAAACACUUACUCAAAGUAUCAUUACACAGCCAACAAAAUCUCAUGACCAUCUCGAAUCUCGGCGUUAUAUUUGGCCCAACCCUGAUGAGAGCACAGGAGGAAACCGUGGCCGCCAUGAUGAACAUCAAGUUUCAGAACAUAGUGGUUGAAAUCCUGAUCGAACACUAUGAAAAGAUUUUUCAUACCGCUCCAGACCCAAACAUUCCUCUUCCUCAGCCUCAGUCUCGGUCUGGAUCCCGAAGGACUCGCGCCAUCUGUCUGUCCACAGGCUCUCGGAAGCCCAGAGGGAGGUACACGCCUUGCCUGGCAGAGCCCGAUAGUGAUUCUUACAGCAGCAGCCCAGACAGCACACCCAUGGGCAGCAUAGAGUCGCUUUCUUCCCAUUCCUCUGAACAAAACAGCACCACGAAGUCGACUUCCUGCCAGCUCAGGGAGAAGUCGGGUGGUAUUCCCUGGAUCGCGUCUCCAUCAUCUUCCAAUGGACAGAAAAGUCUGGGUCUCUGGACAACUAGUCCAGAGUCAAGUUCUCGAGAAGAUGCAACCAAAACAGAUGUGGAGUCAGAUUGCCAGAGUGUGGCCUCAGUCACCAGCCCAGGGGACGUUUCUCCCCCGAUAGACCUCGUCAAGAAAGGACCCUACGGGCUCUCAGGACUGAAGAGAGCCUCUGCUUCCUCUCUCAGAUCCAUCUCUGCAGCUGAAGGAAACAAGAGCUACAGUGGAUCCAUUCAAAGCUUAACUUCUGUAGGUUCCAAAGAGUCACCCAAAGCCACACCAAACCCAGAGCUACCUCCGAAAAUGUGCAGGAGGCUAAGGCUGGACACUGCCUCCAGCAAUGGCUACCAGCGACCGGGCUCAGUAGUGGCGGCAAAGGCCCAACUAUUUGAAAAUGCUGGGUCACUUAAGCCGGUCUCUUCAGGACGCCAAGCCAAAGCCAUGUACUCCUGCAAAGCAGAACAUAGCCAUGAACUGUCCUUCCCCCAGGGGGCGAUCUUUUCCAACGUACACCCAUCAGUGGAGCCAGGGUGGCUGAAGGCGACUUAUGAAGGCAGAACAGGACUAGUCCCUGAAAACUAUGUUGUCUUCCUCUAAUAGUAUUAGUGGAUGGCAGUAUCUUCAUGGUAUCCAUGGUAACACAUAAUAAGUGCUAUGAUUUUAUCUGACACAGAUAUGGGGACCAGCCACUAAAUGAAAACCAUCUGUUUGUCUCAAGUUCUUCACCAGCAGACUAUGUAGCUCCCACUGAUGGAAAGAGAACCACAAAUAUUUACAUCACAGCCAUUCCUUUUGGCUGUUUUCUUACUUUUAAAAUAAUCUUGCUUUUUUAUUUUUUGAUAAGAAGUGAUUUUUGACAGAGUCUGUUCUCUAGAGCUGCAGAAUCCCAGAUACUGAGCUCAGUUCUACACACUGCAAAUUUGGAAGUCAGAAACCUGCGGUACCCAUGCUGACGUCUGUUGUUCUGCAUUGUCUGGUAGUUUCUGGAGAACCUCGAAAUCAUUAUUUUAAAAGUAUAAUUUAAAUUGUACACUUAUUAUUUUUGUUUCUUAAAAAUAUACUGUUUUUAUGUGUGGUUGUUUUGCUGGUCCUAAACAUUUCAAGAAAAUCAGUUGUUGUUUUAUCAUAACUUUAUUUUUAUUUGUUUCCUAAGAUGUUAGUAUUUGAAAGCAAUAAUGUAUGUGAGUCUAUAAAGAAAGCUGAGUUAAGUCAAACACUGAUUCCACCAUAAGCAAUCUACCCAGAUGGCUUCUGUGGGUUCGGAGGAAAAAUCUACCAAGUGUGUCUGUAAAGCCUGAGACUAAAUAGUUUUGUGGCAGGCUAGAUUUGACUUGUGAACCACAGAUGAACAACUCCUCCUUUAGAAGUCAUGGAAACCUAUCUUGGGACUUUUACAAAUUUUCCCAUUAAAACACACGGGCUAAUAAAUCCCUUGUGCACAUUUUCUGCUCCCUAAGCAGCAUUGUGACAGUACAGGGAGAAUCAUGGGCAACUGUGAAGGUAAAGUGUGGCAUACAACCUGCAAUGCUGAGUGUGGCGUACAGCCAUCACCUGCAAUGCUGAGUGUGGUGUACAGCCAUCACCUGCAAUGCUGAGUGUGGUGUACAGCUGUCACCUGCAAUGCUGAGUGUGGCGUACAGCCGUCCUCACCUGCAAUGCUCAGUGUGGCGUACAGCCGUCGUCACCUGCAAUGCUGAGUGUGGUGUACAGCCAUUGUCACCUGCAAUGCUGAGUGUGGCAUACAGCCGUCACCUGCAAUGCUGCAGUCUUCAGGUAUUUUAAUGAUGGGGAAGUUUUGGCCUCUGAGAUGGUCUUAUACAAAUGAUAAGGACAUUGUUUGGAAAUUUGAAUUGGGAAGCUGUGCCUUCUAAACCUUGUUUAAUUGAAACAGAAAACAAACACCAAAGGACUAGAUUCUUAGGCCACAGAGUUUGAAUAUUUUAAGAUUUAUUUAUUUAUAUGAUAUUUUGUUCACAGGUAUGUAUGUAGUACAUAUGUCUUUUACCCAUGAAGAUCAGAAAAGGGAGUCAGAGAGCUUUGAACUGGAGUUACAAAUGGUUCUGAGUUACUACGUGGGUGCUGGGACUCGAAUGCUGGUCCUCUGGAAGAGCAGCGGUGCUCUUAACCACUGAGCCAUCUCUCCAGCCCCAAGCCACACAGUUUGAAAGCUUCAUUAGCAGGAAUGAAAUGUACAAAGGUUUUCUUUCUCUGAAUUCCACUGAAUUACAGAACUCAUAGAAGAAAGAGGUGUUUACUCUCCAGUUAUAGGUCAUCAACAAAAGGUUACAUAUCAGCCAUUUCUUCUAUCAUAAUCUAUUUCAACAAUUCCAACAUAUAAUUUCUAUGAGUGUCUACAAUAGGAAAAAGCCUUUAUUCUCCAUAGUCUAAAAAGUUGUCUCCCCAGACCCACUGCACUUGGCCUUGGUAUUUAACAGAUUCCUUCAGAGUUUUCACUAGUUCCUAGACACUCCAGUGUUUAAAGGUGUGUGUAGCUAUGUUUAUAUGCCACAGCCUAUAAUCUCAAUCCAUUCUACAUUGCAUCAGUAUUUCUAGAGAUAAUAGGCUGAACAUAUACACAGCACUGUGCCUCAGGACAUUUAUGCUGUUAAAUGAAAUAAAAUAAUGAAUUAGAAUGAACCAGUAACAGUAGACAGACAGAUCCAUCCAGAAAUAGCAUCAAUGAACUAAAGGCAGUGAAUGGAAAACAGCUCAUAAAGAUUAUGGUGUGAUGGGAAACUCUGAAGGAAGUUUGGAUCUUCCUCUUUCCUCCCAGCAUUGUUCCCUGUGCACUGCAGUGAGGUAUUGUGAAUUCCUUGGUAGGUGGGUGCCUGGUGGCUUAGUACACCAGGGUCGUUGCUGUCACUGACGACCUUUCCUGGGACAGAAGGUAGCCUUCAUAACAUCCUAGCAGCCUGGUCUACACCCCCUUGUCAUCACCCAUUUGCAUCAUGCUAGACCACGAUCCAUGAAGGGAAGCUGAUUUGCUUUCAAAGACCAACUUGACAGCAAAGAUCCAGUGUCUUCCUCUGCUGCUGCUGUGCAAACAAAUCUCAACUUUCAUUUUAUUUUAACAGACCAGAACAUUCCCACCUCCCUUGCCUGUAAGCUAAACCUAUGAUGCUCACUGAGGGCUUAGAGCUUUUUCUAUGUAGGAUGUGGGUAUGAAAUCAGCUCUCUUUUCUAAUGGUGAGAUUUACUCUGUGUCAUUAUUUGUUGAGGUUCCUUCCCUAAAACAAGACACAAACAUGCUGGUUCAUGUUGCACUUGUGCUUGAAGUUUUAAUCUUUUAGAUUUUUUUCUUUCUGUUAAUUACCUGUGUAAGGAAAUCGUGACAAUAUAUUGGAAAGAGGUUAGAGCCGCUUUCCCCAUGAAGUAAGUAUCCUACAAAUGAAGCAUUCAGGAGCACUGCAAAGACAAAGACGUAUGCUCUGAAGCCACAGAAGGUUGCUGUGUGGGAGAGCAUUGCCAGUCAAGGAAGAGUCAUGCCCAAAACUGGGAUGCCAUUGAAGCAGUGAAGAGCGUUACCUGUUCAGAGACAGUGGAACAUGUUAGAACGGUCAUAUCCUCACUCUGAACCCUACACGAAACAACAUGCACCCAGAUAACUGCUUACAGUGUGAGGGUGGCGUUGAGGGUCUGAUAUAAUCACCGUGGGUGAUUUGUGCAUUUGGAACACUGAUGUAUUUAACAGGUGACUCUUGGGCUAAACCAUCGUUCCACUAAGUUUAGUUCACACACAUUAGUCAUUCAACUGAACGAUUUCCUGAUGUAUUGUGUGUCAGUAUCUGAAAAGUAAAAUAAUCUUUCUAUUUGUACAGUGUCUGUGCAGUGUGAAGAAGCGUAAUCUCCGUGUGUAUUGGUUUGCUUUGCUUUGCUACAGGCAUGAAUGAAAUAUUCACCAGUAGCCCCUUUGAUGACUGACUCCUCCAGGGAGAGUGGAUUAAAGAAAGGACAUAAAAAUAUACUUUAUAUUUCUCAUAAUCCCAAACUAUCCAGGCCCCAAAUAAUGAAGAUAAAAAUACGUAAAACCUCCUCCAUUUUCUCUUCAGUAGUUAACCUUACAUGUUAUGGCUGCCUACUGAACACCUGCUAUGUUGGGAAUAAACAAAAUCUCUCUGUGCUUCUGUGACUAUUCCCUGCUGCUGACCUUGUUCCUAACCACUGGCCUCACAUAUUUGUGUUGCACAGAGGCUAAGUUAGAAAAGCCAUCAGGCGUCAACUCAGAGAACUUUAAUCUGUAGUGCAGUCUGAGCACACUUUAUCUACAAUUCUUGGGACCCAAGUCUUUUAGAUUUUGGAUUAUUAUAUAUAAAUGAGACAUCUUAUAUUCUUGGAGAUAUUCUAAAAUAUGCAGUGAUUAUGGGAAUGGGACCCAGGUCAAAUCGGGAGACUUAUUUCUGUUUCAUAUAUUUUCUAUACAUAGUCUUAAAGUCAUUUCAAGCAAUAUUUUUAAUUCAUGUACUGAAAUUUCCAGUUGUAGCAUCAUGCAAGUGUUUGGGGUUUGGGGUUUUAUGAUCAGAACUCCUUGCCUUUGUACCAAGCUUGUAAUGAGGGAGCCUUAGCAGCUAGAGUUCCAUAUGAUUCACUAUCCAGUGUGUUGACUAACACCAGGAGCAUGCAACCUUAGGAACAGAAUCUGUCCUUUAAUUUACAACACAUUAGUCACUUGUUGCUCUUACCAUGACCUCAUAUCACCGGGUAAGACAUGGAAAUCAUCUCUCAGUAAAAACAACAACAGGCUUGACUCCUGUUCAAAAAUUACAUUCCUGGUGACCAUAGAUGUUCCCCUAAGGGUUGAAAUUUUACUUCUUUUGUUUUACUUUUGCUUUUCAAAAUCAAAACACUUUUUAAAAAUGAGAUUAGUCUGUUUGAGCAGUCUACUCCAGCCGUCUGCUCUCUUUGAUUCAGAGUUAAUAACAGGUACUUAUCAACUUGCUAAACACAUUUAAUGUGUUCAUCCAUUGUUAUCAUUACCUUCCCACUUCAAGUGGCAAUACCUUUGGGAGAAGAGAUUUAUGAAUGACACAGAAGAUCAAGUCAUUGAGUGAUACUUAAAAAAUGAAUGGUAAGAGAGCCACACCCAUCUUUUUAUGAAACCAUAAGUAGGAAUGCUGACAGUACUCACUGGAAGAUGCUUGGCAAGGAACUAACCUAUAUUUGUUCCAUCAGUGUUUGUAAACUUCCCUAUAGACUAGGGGACCAGCAGAGUAUGACUUCAUUCCUCAUGACAUGACAUGACUCAUGACAGAUAGGCCACAAUUUAGGAUGGGUAUUUCUUGGGGUUAUAGGGAGAGGUAGAAUCUUGGUGCUUACUGGACUGACAGUCAAGGAAUCAUUCGUAAUGAUUUGUGAUGUUCUUGUGGAGGUCUACUUGAGGAAGUGAAGUGUGGGAGGGAGUUGGAGCUGAAGGUCCCUGGACAACCUCAGUUAGAUGGUGGUGUUCUUGCCUUCACACCAUUGGCCAUCUCUCAUGAGUACUUCCCAUAGUUUGCUCUUCCAUGGUUGACAUGGAAGCCAUGCCUGAACCCACUCACCUCUGAUGGAGUUUCUGUGUGCCCCAGUAUGUCCUCUUCCACCUACAUUUUAAGGAAAUGACUUGUACUCCGAUGGGUCUGAGAGCACUGCCUGUUCAUACUCUGUGCUUAAACUCCACAGUUCCAGCACACACUGCAGGAUGGAGGAGUUUCAAGAGUCCUUGAACUCUGAGAUGAAACCUUUAUGAGUAGUCUGACAGAGAAGACACCCGAGGCUUUCAUUGAAAAUCUAUUUAUGUACUGUUCAAGUCUAUUUAAAAGUCAGAUAUUUAGGUACUAAACCAGGAGUUUCUUUGCAGCCAUUAACAUGCAGAAUUAAAUAAUAAAUGUUGUGAAAACUAGUCAAUAAAUUAUGCUGAAUUUUUUUUUUGCUUA
Messenger RNA from Peromyscus maniculatus bairdii (prairie deer mouse), 8274 nucleotides. It is a transcript of the gene Arhgap42, whose product is annotated as Rho GTPase activating protein 42. The record is from RefSeq and is a predicted model, not a curated record. Lineage: Eukaryota; Metazoa; Chordata; Mammalia; Rodentia; Cricetidae. Gene Ontology annotation, cellular component: cytoplasm. Gene Ontology annotation, biological process: signal transduction. Gene Ontology annotation, molecular function: GTPase activator activity; protein binding.